GGGGGGGGGGGUGGCGGGGGAGGGGAUGGCCGGGGUGGAUGCUGGGCAGGUAGAGUCAGCAUAUGUUCAUUGAAUAUGGAAUUAUUAAGUCAGAAAAUAUGCCUUUCCAGUUUAAUUAAGAAGUAGCCUUGGAGAUGAACUUGAAGUUUGAGCUGGAUUGAACUAGCAAAGAUGAAGGGAAGAAAAAGGAAAGUGUGCAUUUCCUUGCAGGUUGAUCGUGUCCUCUGAAACGUUAAGUCCCAUGAAGGCAGGUGAUAGUCUGUUUCAUUGUCUUGUUUAUGAUUGUUACCCCGAUGCCAUCGCAAUGUCUGUCACUUAGUAGUCAGUAAACAUUUGUUAAAUUAAAAAAGUAAAAUAAAAAAAGAAUACAAGUAGAAAAGUCUGUAGCUUCAUUUUCAGAGAGAGAGCAAUGACUGAAAAUUUGUAAUGGAGAGAGGAGGAAGGGAAGUUAGGCGGAGGAAUUUAGGUCUUCAAUCAGUCUAUAGAGAGACCCAGGUGGACCGAAGUUUGAACCUAGAACUUUGAGGGCAUUCCUUGAAACCAAGAAUUGUGCGCUUUCUCAUGCAAAGCUGCUGGGGAACGUGUUUUUCAGAAACGGGGACCUCCCGAGGAACACUGCAAUUUGCAGACACUAGAAGGAGAAAGUUCAGUAGCUUUCUUUCUCCCGGAGUCCCUGGCAACUUGAUUUGUAAACUGCCCCCUAAAUAUGGAAUCCGUGUUAAUUUGGCAGGGACUCCGCCGCUCUAGGGGGAAGCCAUGCAUUGAAUUAACAUUUUCUUUUUUUUUUUGGCGGUACGCGGGCCUCUUACUGUUGUGGUCUCUCCCGUUGUGGAACACAGGCUCCGGACGCACAAGCUCAGCGGCCAUGGCUCACGGGCCGAGCGGCAUAUGGGAUCUUCCUGGACCGGGGCACGAACCUACGUCCCCUACAUCGGCAGGCGGACUCUCAACCACUGUGCCACCAGGGAAGCCCUGAAUUAACAUUCUGUAACGGGGCCAGCCGGAGGCGCCGGCGGAAGAAUGGUGGGCGGGGACAACCCAGAGGCGGCUGGAGGCCCACCCCCUUCCCAGAGUACACUGCGGAAGCCGCCUGUCUGAGCCGGCUUCUCGCCAUCUCCCGCCGGGCUCGGGAGAGGGUUGGACCAUGGACGGGCUCCGGGCUAGCGCUGGGCUGCUGAGGCGCGGGCGGUUGAGGCGCCGGCGCCAGCCACAGCCACAUAGCGGGUCGGUCCUGGCCCUGACCCUGAGGCCCAGGAAGAUCCGAAGGCAGCUGAGGAGAAGUGUCGCGUCCCGGAUAGCCGCGCUGAGGGCCCAGGCGUUGCCGAGCGAGGACUCGGAGGACUCGAGGGUGGAGUCGAUGGUCGACGAUCCCAGGGACCCGCCGGCUGGAGGGGCGGCGGCCCUGUCGGAUGUGACCCGGCGGGAGCCGUACGGCCACCUCGGGCCCGCGGAGCUGUUAGAGGCCUCGCCCGCAUCCCGCUCCCUGCAGACUCCCCGCGCCCUGGUGGAGGCGCAGACCCUGCCGGCGCGCUUGGUAGAAGCGCAGACCCCGCCGGCGCGCCUGGUGGAGGCAUCCGCCCUGCCGGCACGCCUGGUGCAGGCCUCGGGCCCCCCGCCGCGCUUGGUGGAGACCUCGGCCGUGCUGUGCUCUGCCCAGCACUUGGCGGCCGCCCAGCUGUCCGUGGCUCCAGCGACGCUGUCUGGGCCGCAGGGGGAAAGCGCGGGCGGGGAGCUGCCCUGGGACUCCCCGUUGCAGCGCGUCUUGGCUGAGCUGAACCGCAUCCCCAGCAGCCGGCGGCGGGCGGCGCGCCUCUUCGAGUGGCUCAUCGCGCCCAUGCCGCCCGACCAUUUCUACCGGCGCCUAUGGGAGCGCGAGGCUGUGCUGGUGCGGCGGCAAGACCACACCUACUACCAGGGUCUUUUCUCUACCGCCGACCUGGACUCAAUGCUGCGCAACGAGGAGGUGCAGUUUGGGCAGCACCUGGACGCCGCGCGCUACAUCAGUGGGCGGCGCGAGACCCUGAACCCACCCGGCCGCGCCCUGCCGGCCGCCGCGUGGUCCCUGUACCGGGCUGGCUGCUCCCUGCGCCUCCUCUGUCCGCAGGCUUUCUCCACCACCGUGUGGCAGUUUUUGGCUGUGCUCCAGGAGCAGUUUGGAAGCAUGGCAGGCUCCAACGUUUACCUCACGCCCCCCAACUCGCAGGGCUUUGCCCCCCACUACGACGAUAUCGAGGCUUUUGUGCUGCAGCUGGAAGGUAGGAAACUCUGGCGGGUCUACCGACCGCGGGUUCCAACCGAGGAACUAGCCCUGACAUCCAGCCCCAACUUCAGUCAGGACGACCUAGGAGAGCCUGUGCUGCAGACGGUGCUGGAACCUGGAGAUUUGCUCUAUUUUCCCCGAGGCUUCAUUCACCAAGCCGAAUGCCAGGAUGGAGUGCACUCUCUGCACCUGACCUUGUCCACAUACCAGCGCAAUACCUGGGGCGACUUCCUGGAGGCUGUACUGCCUCUGGCAGUGCAGGCUGCAAUGGAGGAAAAUGUGGAGUUUCGUAGGGGACUGCCCCGAGACUUUAUGGAUUACAUGGGGGCCCAGCAUUCGGAGUCUAAGGAUCCGCGAAGAACUGCUUUCAUGGAGAAAGUGCGGGUCUUGGUUGCCCGCUUGGGACACUUUGCCCCUGUCGAUGCUGUGGCUGACCAGAGAGCCAAAGACUUCAUCCACGAUUCUCUGCCCCCUGUGUUGACUGAGAGGGAGAGGGCACUAAGCGUUUAUGGGCUCCCAAUUCGCUGGGAGGCUGGGGAACCUGUAAACGUGGGGGCCCAGUUGACAACAGAAACAGAAGUGCACAUGCUUCAGGAUGGUAUAGCUCGGCUGGUGGGUGAGGGAGGCCAUUUGUUUCUCUAUUAUACAGUGGAAAACUCCCGAGUUUAUCAUCUGGAAGAGCCCAAGUGCUUGGAGAUAUACCCCCAGCAAGCUGAUGCCAUGGAACUCCUGCUCCGCUCCUACCCAGAGUUUGUGAGGGUAGCGGACUUGCCCUGCGACAGUGUGGAGGACCAGCUUUCCUUGGCGACCAUGUUAUAUGACAAGGGGCUGCUGCUCACCAAGAUGCCUCUAACAUGAACUAGGUACUCCUUGAUUGCCAGAAACAAGACAGUAGUGAUUCUCUCCUACCACCACCACUUUUUUGGGGGAAGAAAUUCGUUCUUA
Messenger RNA from Physeter macrocephalus (sperm whale), 3205 nucleotides. It is a transcript of the gene RIOX1, whose product is annotated as ribosomal oxygenase 1. The record is from RefSeq and is a predicted model, not a curated record. Lineage: Eukaryota; Metazoa; Chordata; Mammalia; Artiodactyla; Physeteridae. Bases 1145 to 3118 code for a protein of 657 amino acids. The transcript has a single exon.